CUUACCAGAAUUAUGUCGCAAAAAUAAUCCCAAACUUUCUUUAGUCAUCUUCUGUAAACAAAUAUUCUGAGAAAUUGCUAGGGAGGACGACUAAAACACUUUGGUAAACAAGUAUCCUAGCCUAUGGCCACCUCUUCCUCAGAAUCAUUUCAAUCAGAUAUGGAGCAGUGUGUAAUCAUACAGUUGGCCAAUCCAUCACAGCCCGUGGCUUCUUUAACUCAGCAUAUGGCCUUGUCUUCAUCUCAACUUGACGAUCUAAAAAAGUACCUACCACUGUAUAAAGCUAUACUCGGAGGCGACUUACGAUAUGUACAGGAAGUCUGUAACGAGGAUAAGCAUGUGUUAGAAGCCAGGAUCACGGAAAACUCUGACACAGCUCUUCAUGUAGCUGUAGGAGCAGUCACCGCGAAUCAUAUCGUGGAGUAUCUAUUGACUAAAUUACUAAAUGAUCAGGUGGCACUCACAAAUAAAGACGGCAAAAGUGUGCUUUCAGUUGCUGCAAUUGUUGGCAAUGUCCAAGCAGCCAAAAAGAUAAGGAAGAAAUGGCCAGAUUUAUUGGAUAUCAAAACACUUUUAAUUGAGGCUGCUCGACGUGGCAAUAAGGAGAUGAUUACCUAUUUAUUGAAAUUCACGGAUAGAAACUUGUUGUAUUCCUAUCCGGAUAAAGAUAAAACCGGAGUUCUGUUCGUUCAUUGGCUAAUAAUCGCUGGAUUUUAUGACUUAGCUGUAAGGGAGGUUGAAGAUUAUCCAAAUUUAGCUCUAAUGGAGUUAGAUCAUGGUGAGACUCUUUUGAGUACAAUGGCCAAAAAGCAAAUUGCAUUUUCCAUUGGAAAAAAGCUAAAUUUUUGCCAGAACACCGUCUAAAUAUGUCAGCGUAUUUUUGUAACGGUACACCACAUAGCACGCAAAUUCAUCCCAAGCUGCAUGAUCAGAAACAUGAUGCUGUUCAUCCAAAGCUGCAAUCGAAACAUGAUGCCGUUCAUCCAAAGCUGCAAUCGAAAAAUGAUGCCAUGCAUCUGGAGCAACAACCAAAAAAUGAUGUCAUGCAUCCCAAUUUGCAUCCGAAACAUUUGGUUGAGGUAUAUCCAUGGCAUUAUAUCAGAUCGAGUUUACCCAAGUAUAAUUGGAGAGAAAGAAUGGAGGCAUCAACAAAUAAAAAGGCUUGCGAAAGCCUUGUGCACGAAAAUUACAAAAGAUCUAGGCUAUGAAAAAGCUUCCUCAAUAUUGAAGGAAUCACUCCUUUUAGCGGCAGAAUCAGGGGCUCACGAAGUUGUGGAAGAGAUUAUAAAAUCAUUUCCAGAUGCAGUCUUGUGUGCAGAUCAAGAACAAUAUAGUGCAUUUCAUUUAGCAGUCAUUAACCGCCAUGAAUGGGUAAUCAACCUCAUAUUCGAAAUGAGUGGCCACAAACAUUUGUUGUUGAUGUCUCAAGACAAAUCUGAAAAUAAUAUCUUGCAUUUAGCUGGAAAACUUGCCCCUCUAUGUCAACCUAAUCGCAUCCCUGGUGCAGCACUAAAGAUGCAGCAUGAGUUGCAGUGGUUUAAGGAAGUAGAGAAAAUUGUACCGCCUACCAUCAAAGAAAAUAAAAAUUCUCAAGGAAAAACUCCAGCAAUGGUAUUUGUUGAGGAACAUCAGGGUCUUGUUAAAGAAGGUGAAAAAUGGAUGAAAGAUGCAGCCACCUCUUGCUCAAUAGUAACAAUACUCAUUGCUACAGUAGUAUUUGCUGCAGCAAUUACUGUACCUGGUGGGAAUGCCGAUAAUGGUGGCAUUCCAAAUUUUUACUCUUUCCCGGCCUUUACUAUCUUUGCCAUUGCCGAUGCAAUCUCUUUGUUCUCAUCAGUAGCAGCCAUCUUCAUGUUCAUGUCCAUCCUUACUGCACGCUACGCAGAAACUGAUUUUCUAUCUGCCCUGCCCAAAAGAUUAAUAUUGGGUCUUUUUAUGUUGUUCCUGUCCGUAACAGCCAUGAUGGUAGCCUUCGGUGCCACUGUUUAUUUGGUGAAUUUUGAUUACGAGGAUAAUGAGUUAAGGAAAGACUGGGCAUUUUAUUUAGUAAUGGGAUUGUCUUUUUUGCCUGUGUCCGUUUUUGCCUAUUCGCAAUUUCCCCUCCUAGUGGACUUGACCUUUUCCACAUAUGGCCCCAGCAUUUUUGGCAAGCACAGCACAGGUGUCUUAUACACGAAAGAUGAGUAAAAACUAAAAAUUAAGGGUGUUAUAUAUUGUCCAAGUUUUAUAUUUUAAGUGAUGUGAGAUUAGUAUUUAAAAUUUCAAGACUUGAGUCUUGAAAUAUGAAACUAUGUUAUACUGAAAUUAGUCUUUACUAGAGUAAUAUAUGUGCCUAUUAUUAGAGUUAAA
Molecule: messenger RNA, 2349 nt
Organism: Pistacia vera
Lineage: Eukaryota; Viridiplantae; Streptophyta; Magnoliopsida; Sapindales; Anacardiaceae
Product: ankyrin repeat-containing protein NPR4-like
Exons: 6
Coding region: 925-2187 (420 amino acids)
Source: RefSeq, a predicted model, not a curated record